AUGGUCGAUGUUGAAGGUGGUCGCAAAGAGCUAGCGUUUCUGGUAGUCGUGGACCUGUUCACCGGAGAGAUCAUCAUCAACCACUUCGUUCAUCCCACAAACAUCGUUCGAAACUGGCAGACCAAAUACAGCGGCAUAACCUGUGCCGAAAUGAAGACUGCCGUGAAGAAGAACCUCGCCAUUCGACGGUGGAAAGAAGAGCGCACCAUGCUUUUUGACCAUAUGGAUAGCAAGACCAUUAUUGUCGGCCACGCCCUCCACAACGACCUGAACUCUCUGGGCAUCAUACAUCCCACAGUCAUCGACACAUCUGUCCUCACCGCUGAUGCAGUGCACAGACCGCUUGGAAGGCCCUUUCGACGGACUUGGAGACUCAGAAGAUUGGCAGACGAGCUAAUUGGUCAAAAGAUCCAGGGAGGAAAACAUGGCCAUGAUGCGCUGGAAGAUACCAUGGCCACUAGGAAUGUGCUGCUUUAUUGCACCAAAAACCCUCUCGAAUUGGAGGCUUGGGCCGAGAAAGCUCGAAGCGAGGAACCAGUCAAGUGCGAGGAGCCGGAAGCGAAUGAGUCUGAGACCGAAGAUCCCUGGUCGCUAGAUGAAUUGUGA
Molecule: messenger RNA, 606 nt
Organism: Penicillium egyptiacum
Lineage: Eukaryota; Fungi; Ascomycota; Eurotiomycetes; Eurotiales; Aspergillaceae
Source: the annotation of a GenBank genome assembly